UAAUUAAUGCUAUUAUCAGUAUUAAUUAAAACUAUAGUAUAUAUAACCUUUUUUUUCAACCCCUUUGAUUUUCGUCUUCCCCCUUUCAUUCUUCUAUUGCUCUCAACAGAUAGCAGAAAUUCAUUGAUUAAAAAUUAAUUAAUAAAAUUUGUAAUUUCUUUCAAUUCAUCAUCAUUAUGAGUCUCUUUGGCCUUGGAAGCAGAAACCAGAAGACUUUUCGCCCAAAGAAGAAUGCACCCUCUGGGAGUAAGGGUGCUCAACUUCAAAAACACAUCGACGCUACCUUGGGUAGUGGAAACCUGAGGGAAGCUGUGAAGUUACCUCCUGGAGAAGAUUUUAAUGAAUGGCUGGCGGUGAACACGGUGGACUUCUUCAAUCAAGUUAACAUUCUCUAUGGAACUCUCACUGAGUUCUGUACGGCAACCAGCUGCCCAACAAUGACUGCAGGACCAAAAUACGAGUAUAGAUGGGCUGAUGGAGUUACCAUAAAGAAACCCAUUGAAGUGUCUGCUCCAAAAUAUGUUGAAUAUCUGAUGGACUGGAUUGAAGCUCAGCUUGAUGAUGAAUCAAUAUUUCCCCAAAAAUUGGGGUCACCUUUUCCUGCAAAUUUCCAGGACGUUGUCAAGACUAUCUUCAAGAGGCUGUUCCGUGUUUAUGCACACAUCUAUCACUCUCAUUUUCAGAAGAUUGUAAGCUUGAAGGAAGAAGCUCAUCUCAAUACUUGCUUUAAGCAUUUUGUUCUUUUUACAUGGGAAUUCCGCUUGAUUGACAAGGGCGAACUAGCCCCGUUGCAAGAGCUUGUGGAGUCGAUUCUUCAGUGCUAGUAAAAUGUUGGUGUCCAUUCCCCAUUGUUAGUUAAACGUUGUAAAUGUUGCUCCAUAGACCACAGAAUGUUUUGACUCACAUUUUUGUAAGCUGUUUGGUUGACUAAUUAAAUUACUCAUGGGGUUUGCAACUUUGCAUUGGUAAUUACUCCUAUUUGGUUUGUGUUAUUUAGCCCCCUUAGUUAUUGCUGAAUAAAUCUUCUCUCCGCCGAAGGGAAAGGAGUUGGAAGUUAUUUAUUCACUUGGGAUCGCGUAGAUGCAAAUUGUAACUACUGUCAAGUUGUUAUAUGAUCAAGUCUUUUACACAUA
Messenger RNA from Chenopodium quinoa (quinoa), 1133 nucleotides. RefSeq names its product MOB kinase activator-like 1A. The transcript has 7 exons. Gene Ontology annotation, molecular function: protein kinase activator activity. The record is from RefSeq and is a predicted model, not a curated record. Gene Ontology annotation, cellular component: nucleus; cytoplasm. Gene Ontology annotation, biological process: positive regulation of protein phosphorylation; signal transduction. Lineage: Eukaryota; Viridiplantae; Streptophyta; Magnoliopsida; Caryophyllales; Amaranthaceae. The coding region runs from base 177 to 824 and encodes 215 amino acids.